UCCAAUAAACGUGGAAAACCAAACCUGUCCCCUCUUCCGCUAGGGCUGGGGUGUCAUCUUGGGUGGGGGCACUAGACUGGCCCUUACUGCGGGAGGGAGUGCCACAGGAGCGGGAGGCCCAUGAACAGUGAUGUGGGCUUGCGGUGGGGGCAUUCACUACUGUUUUGGUGUAUGGGGAAUGAUCUUCCUCUGCUGGGCACCCAUAGUUGCUGUGUUUGUGAAUGCAGUACCUAGCCACCAGAGGGUGAUAAACACAGUGCAUUGUCCUCCAAGCCUAGCAGAGUAGUUCUGGGCUCCUGGGAGGAUGGUAGCUGUGCCCGGUCCCCCUGGGGAGCGGCUGCUGGACCCUUCUGAAGCUCAGCAGUUGGUCCUGAACGCUGUGUUAGUCACCAGGAUGAGCGUGCUGAGCAGUGGCCUGAGGGCUGUCACCAGAGGGAAGGUCUAUUGGUGUAAGUGACAGUGUGUUUAAACUGUGCUAGUUCUACCCAUGUAACCCCCACAUGGACACUCGCAUAUCCCAGCACCAGAGAGUUACCCUGGGAUAUCUAGGUCGGUUAAAUGCACUGGUUUAAUCAUACCAGUAACUGGUAAAACUGUCCUGUGGGGACAAGCUCUAAUUCCUGCCCAGCGGGUGAGGCUGUGAGCUUGCCAGCUGUCCCUUACUGUGUAUCACCAGGGUGGAGGUGAGAGUCUCAGCGCAGCAGACCCCCAAUACUACACUGGCUCCUUAGGUCUUGGUGUUGCUCUCUGGUUCUGUGGGCUUUGUCUCCUCUAGGUCAGCGGUCUCCCUUGCACAUGAGCUGCAAGUACUGCGUCAUGCAGUGCCAUCCAUGCUGAGGCACAUGCUGUUUGAUGCAUUACUGGACGGGAGGCAUCACCGUGUGUUCAUGGGAAGUGCAGACGUGCCUUGUGCUGAUGCUGGCAUGCUUAGGACUUUGACCUACCCACCAUUGCGGAAGGGGUGCGCUACACACACCUUUCCCACACUCUGGGUAGCACCCUGCAUGCAUUGAGUAGUACUGCAUUCCCAGUUCCAGUCAACCACGGUGGAUUAGCAAACUAGGGACACCGGGCAGUGUGUGCUCUGAGCCCGGACACUGCAGCAUGGGGGCUCUUUACCUUCUGUGAGUCUCAGAAGAGCUUGCAGGAGGCAGGGGGAAGCCCAGGGGAGGGGUGGCACUACCUGAACACAGCACUUUCUGUGAUAAUUUGUUUGGUUACACCCUUGCUUUCAGAAUGCAGAAGUGCGGUCGCUGGGGUUACUGAAUUGGAGAGGUUCUGCUGGAAGUUUCUGUCCCUGAUGCCCUCUGUACUAAAUCUUCCUUGCAGCCUCCUUAGUGAGAUGUUGCCUGGCCUGGGCUGUACCAGCCCCUGCCCAUGGCUAUGUGGGGUUUGAAAAGUCCCAGAUUCAGCCCAUUGUAUGUGCUGUCAGUUUCUCUGAAAUAAGUUGGUGAGUCCCAGUAUGUGAGCGCUGCUUUCCACUCCCAAUAAACCACCUUCCCUGGGCAGUCACUGCACAAUCUGUCCCCUUCCAGUAGCCCCAGCUAGAUGGACUGUGUCCAUGGUGGCAGGGCCACAGGCAUCCUCAGGGUUGGGGAGGAGCAGGGGAAAUGAGCUGCACUGGGUUCUCUGCCUGGUGGUUGUAUUUCUGCUCUGGACAGUCAAGUAAAAAUGGAAGUCUUCAGUUGGGUUACUUCUGAAAUGUGGGAAAGGCUUCCCCUGUGCCUGGGGGGGGGGGGGUGUUCUGAGCUCGGAGUUGCUGUAAAACUCUUAGCUGCUUGGGUAGGAGAUAUGCAAAAUAGAAGCACCUGAGAUCUGACAAGGGAAACUGACUAGAUCCAUUGCCCAAGAGAGGGGGAACAGUAUCAAUAGCACAAAGGACCCAGUAUCUGUAAUGUCUCUAGUAAUCUCAGGUGUGACUAGUAAUUGGGCUAAUUCAUGGGGUCCAAAGCCAGAAGGGACUGUUAUGACCAUCAAGCCUUUGCAGAAUUAAUUUCCAGUUUAAAUAUGGAGAUAUACCUAUCUCCUAGAACUGGAAGGGACCCUGAAAGGUCAUCGAGUCCAGCCCCCCACCUUCACUAGCAGGAUCAACUACUGAUUUUUGCCCCAGAUCCCUCAGUGGCCCCCCUCAAGGAUUGAACUCACAACCCUGGGUUUAGCAGGCCCAUGCUCAAACCAUUGAGAUAGCCCUCCCCCCAUUGCACUAGAGCAUAACUUUAAAAAAAAUCCACUCCAUCUAAAACUGGCCAGUGAUGGAGAAUCCACUGUGACUGCUGGUAAAUUUGUUCUGAUGGUUAAUUCCCCUCGCUAUUAAACAUUUACACUUACUUCCAGUCUGAAUUUGUCUAGCUUCAGCUUUCACCCACUGGAUGGUGUCAGACCAUUCUCUGCUAGACUGACUUAUAGAGUGAGCAGCAUCCUAACUGUUGGCCAGUUACCUGAACCAUGCCCCUUAGCAGAGCUGCUUGGUGGUAGCUGAGUUUUGCUGUCAGUUUAGGGUAUUGCCAAGUAAAUUCCAGUUAAAGGAGGUUUGGAUUCCAUGGUGAAAACCUCCAUCCCUGCCAACCUGAUCACUAGUGAUGGGGCCAGGUAAGUAACAGAGGCUACGGCCUGAGUGUGGGUGAUUUUCCAUUUCCUCCUUCCGUAGAAGCUGUGGGGUGUGUGCACUCUCCCCUGGGGACUCAGUUACUAAACACCUGUUUAUAGUAACCAUUGUGAGCAUCAGGCUGGAAAAUAUCCCCACGGUGCGACUCACUCAGUCAAUAGCAGCCGAUGCUGGAGCUCCAGGCAGGCUGGCUGCCAUGGAGACCAGCUGGGACAGCAGCCUCCACAGCUGGGCCGGGCCAGCCCCAGCUGUGAUCCAAGCCACCAUGUACUCCAAGGCAGCGCGGCAGGCUGAGGAAACCAGGGAAGAGCUGGAAAAGAUCCGGGCGCGGAUUGACCAUAUGAUCCAGGCCUAUGAACGCAGUGAGCAGGUCUCGUCUGCCCAGCAAGCAGCCACAGAGAUUGUGGAGGAUGUGGAGCAGCUGGUAGCCGUCCUGGGGGACCCCGUGAAGAAGAGGAGAUACCAGCAGCAAGUGACUGUCUUCAUCGUGGGGUACCAGGAGUCCUGUGGGCAGCGCAACAGCCUCCUGAGCCAGCUUCAGGAGUUCUUCAGCUGCUCUGCGGAGCUGGGGCUGGGGGAGGAGAGCCACAACCUGCCCGACGACUUCCCCGUGCACAUGGACGACGUGGCUGGCACGGUGACAGCGGCUCUGAGCUCGGCCGAGGCAGCCAUGUCCCGCCUGGCGGAUCUGAACAAGGACAUUGUCAGCUACGUGACCAGCGCCCUGGCCACACCCAGCCCCAAAAGGAGCCACAGGAAGCAAGUGGAGAAGGCUGUAGACAAGGCUAAGGAAGAGGUGGUCCAGAUCAAACGCAGGCUCCUGCAGGCUCAGGCAGACCUGGAGAUCAAGGAACGACAGCUGAAGGACCUGCAGCAGCUGAGUGAGAUGAAGGCGAAGGAGAGCCGGCUCUUCCGAGCCCAGCUGGAGAGCACCCAGAGACGCCUGCAAGGCCUGGAGCAGGAGAGUGGGGCUCAGCGGACCCACCUGGAAGCUGAGCUGAGGAGCCGGGACGCGUGCAUCGCGGAGCUGGAUGGGUUCCUGCAGGAGAAGGCAUGGUUGCGGAGGGAUGCGGCCACCCAGUGCAGUGACUGUGCCCCGUCCAACCCUGCUGCAUGCCUAGGAGGGCUGCUCCCCUCCGGCGCGGGGGCUGCUGAGGAGGGGCCUCCAGCAGGAAGGGAGCUCGCAGAAGGGCUGGCAGAGUCCAUGGUGCGACCUGAAGAGGGGUUCCCAAACCCAGAGGACACCUCGGGGCAGCACUCGGAGCAGCUGCAGCCCGUUGGUGGCCCCGUGGCACACUCAGCUGUCCUGGGGCCGGGGGCGCUGGCUGGGCCGGCCGGAGGGCACAGGGAAGCUGGGAAGGAAGAGGAAGAUGCUGAAGGGGAGCCAGCCACACACCCUGCAGGGGGUGAGAGGAGCCCCAGCUGGGGCACUGCAGUCGGGAAUGGCACGGUGCAGACUCCAGAGGCCUCGGCUACCUGUGAGCUCCUGGCCCAGCGCCUGGCUGCCCUGGAGGCAGAGUUAGCUGCAGCCCAACUGCAAAGCCGUGAGGACGCCGAGCACUGGGAGAGGCGCUGCAGGACCAUGGCAGCCAAGUGGGAGGAGGAGAGGCAGAGAUUAUUGCAGCACACAUGGCACCCAGUGGGGGAGGCGCAGCACCUGGAGACGAUACGCUCAGCAGAGACGGCGCAGCACCUGGAGACGAUGCGCUCAGCAGAGAUGGCGCAGCACCUGGAGACGAUGCGCUCAGCAGAGAUGGCGCAGCACCUGGAGAUGUCCCAGAUGGGGCAUCCCAUGAAGCAGGUGGCCGUGGUGCAGCCAGCGCAGGGAGGGGAGACAGCUCAGCAGGUGGAGCAAGUGCUGCAGAACCUGCCAAUGCAGCAGGUGCAGCCAAUGCAGCAGGGGGUGCUGGUGCAGCCAGUGCAGCUGGUGCAGCAGACACAGCUGGUGCCGCAGGAGCAGCUGGCUGAGCGAGUGGAGACAGCCCCAAAGAUGUUUGCAGCUGGAUCGCGGUUGACUUUGGAGGCCAGAGGUUUCCCUGAGCUGACUCUGCCCCCCAUCCCUGCUGGAGGAGCCGCUCCUUCCCCAGGGCCCACCAGGAAGGGGGGCGCUCCCAGAGUAGGUGCUUCCCCGGAUGCCCUGUCCCAGUCCCAGGGCGGGGCAACCCCAGUGCCUGCAGCGGGACGCCGUGGAGCUGACAGCCGCGUGGUGGCCUUCAUAGAGUCCUUGCGGGCAGGGCUCAUGGCUAAAGAGCUCCACGUGCUGGCUCGGCUCCUGGACGGCCCAUGUGGCGGGCUGAUGACAGCGGCCCCUGAGGAUGCAGCAGGAGCUGAAAUCCCCACGCUGCUUGGGAACGCUACCCUAGUUUUUUACAGCUUGCUUGAAGGUAUAAACGAUAAUGACAAGAUGCUGCUCCAGCUGCAGGACGUGAUGUCAGAUCAAGGGGGAGCUGCGGUGCCAGCCCUGGGAAAAGGCAUUGCCCUGGGUGGAGCAGGCCCAUUGGCUCUGGACCAGCGCCCUGUAGGAUGGCAUAGCUCCCAUGCUGUCCCGCUAACCCAAGGCUGGCUGAUGAGUGCAGGAGGGGGGCUGAGUCCCAGGUCUGAGCCUGGCAGCGCCGGGGCCCAGAGGAGAGUCCCCAGGGUCCUGUUUACUCAGCAGGAUGAGCAGCACAACAGACAGGUGCUGAACCAAGGCGUAUGCAGAGGCCGGGUGCCAUGGGGCCUGUAUCAGGACGCCAGCCUGCUGAUGGGAGGCUUCCGAUGGCUUCGCCGCCAGAGGUUCAAGGGCCUGUUGAGGGGUUACCUGGCUCAUGUCCGCAUGAAGGAGGCAGAAGAAACCUUGGAGCAACUUCAGGGCAGUUGUGGCUGCGUGAAGGCGCACAGUGCGCUGGGGCGACUCCGAGUGCUGAGGCAGCAGAGGCUCCAGCGCUGGCGGGGCGAGCGGCGCCACAGCUGGGCAAGGCAGCUGCAGCUGGCAGAGCUGCUCAGCGAGACGCUGGGGCGUGUGGAGGAGCGUUCGGGGCUGUUCCUGAUCCAGCCUGUGCUGCCGUGGGCUUGCCGGCCGACCACACUAACCCCUCCUGGAAGGAGCGACGCUCGGCCCCAACCUGCUCCCAAGAUGCUGGUGCCAGCACUGAUGGGACAGCCCUUCCACGGGGGCGAAGGGAGAGGCGGGAAGCUCUCUGCCCUGGAGCAGCAAUGA
Molecule: messenger RNA, 5804 nt
Organism: Mauremys mutica (yellowpond turtle)
Lineage: Eukaryota; Metazoa; Chordata; Testudines; Geoemydidae
Exons: 24
Coding region: 2802-5804 (1000 amino acids)
Source: RefSeq, a predicted model, not a curated record